Betta splendens (Siamese fighting fish) is the source of this 4593-nucleotide messenger RNA. RefSeq names its product prickle-like protein 1. The coding region runs from base 433 to 3213 and encodes 926 amino acids. The transcript is spliced from 8 exons. Lineage: Eukaryota; Metazoa; Chordata; Actinopteri; Anabantiformes; Osphronemidae. The record is from RefSeq and is a predicted model, not a curated record. Gene Ontology annotation, molecular function: zinc ion binding.
GCGAUUUGCUCUGGCGGGUAGGAAUGAGGGAGGGGCUGACGAGACUUAGCUGCCCCCAGAGCACGCACACACACUCCCACAGCCACUCACUCACUCACUCACUCGCUCGCUCGCUCGCUCAGUCAGUCGCAGGGAUCCGGGACGCUCCAGAUAAAGACGUCACCUCUCCAGCCCCUCCGUCUUUGCCGCGUUGGAUUUCCAAAAUUCCGGAUCGCUAAGUGAGCUGCUCCUGGGCCGCGGAGUGACGCGUGAGAUCACAGCUGAUUUUUCAGAAAGCUGCGACGUCGGGGGAAUUCUAUUCCUGACUCGAGCGGGAUCUGGACCUGAUUAGACUCCAGGUCGGCUGAAUCCUGCAGCAGGGAGUUAUGUAGGCAGCUCUGUGGGACAGGAGAACUGUGGAAGUGACUGCAAGCGUUCUGGUGGAAAGAGGAGAUGCUUUUUCUCGAGCGCCCACGUGUCAUGAACCUGGAGCGUCCUGCUGCUCCCCGUGGCCCCGACAUGGAGGCUCGUGCUGGUGGGAAAGUGGGGAAGAUGUCAGUGGGCUUCCAGCGGAGCUCCACUUCGGACGACGACUCCGGCUGUGCGCUGGAAGAGUACACCUGGGUGCCGCCGGGACUCCGGCCAGAGCAGGUCCAGAUGUAUUUCUCCUGUCUACCAGAGGACAAGGUGCCAUAUGUCAACAGCCCUGGAGAGAAGCACAGGAUCCGACAGCUCCUCUACCAGCUGCCACCGCACGACAACGAGGUGCGUUAUUGCCACACACUCACCGAGGAGGAAAAGCGGGAACUGCACAUGUUCAGUGCCCAGAGGAAGAGGGAAGCGCUGGGGAGAGGAACACCCAAGAUCCUGCCGCGAGCGCUGCAACACAGCCGCUGUGAAAACUGUGGCGGAGGCAUCAACGGAGGAGACAUGGCAGUUUUUGCCUCUAGAGCAGGGCCCAGCCCCUGCUGGCACCCAGCAUGCUUUGUGUGUGCUACGUGUCAAGAACUGCUUGUGGACCUGAUAUAUUUCCACCAAAAUGGCAAGAUCCUUUGUGGGAGACAUCACGCUGAACUUCUCAAACCAAGGUGUUCCUCUUGUGAUGAGAUCAUCUUUGCGGAUGAAUGCACUGAAGCUGAGGGUCGCCACUGGCACAUGAAGCACUUUGCCUGUUUCGAAUGCGAGACGAUGCUAGGUGGCCAGCGCUACAUCAUGAAAGAUGGCCGUCCAUACUGCUGUGGCUGUUUUGAGUCAUUGUAUGCAGAGUACUGCGAAGCCUGUGGUGAAAAUAUCGGUGUUGACCAUGCCCAGAUGACCUAUGAGGGUGUGCACUGGCAUGCUACAGACCAGUGCUUCUGUUGUGCCCAGUGCAAGACAUCUUUAUUGGGCUGUCCCUUCCUACCUAAGCAGGGGCGCAUCUAUUGCUCGAAAGCUUGCAGUCAAGGGGAGGAUAUUCAUGCCUCCGACUCGUCUGACUCUGCCUUUCAAUCUGCACGCUCAAGAGAAUCGCGGCGGAGCGUCCGGAUGGGAAAGAGCAGCAGGCCUGCGGAACAGUGGAGACAGUCACAGCUGUUUAAUCCCCCUGCCACCGUCUCGUCAUUUACAUACAAUUUGGGGGAUAAAGACGGCGAAGGAGAUGCAGAUGGCAGCAUUGAUAUUGUUGGGCGUAAGCUGGCCCGCCUCGGCUUGGAAGAGGACAGCUUUUGGAGGGAGCGGGAGGAGCAGGAUGCUGGGGCAGAGGAGGAUCCAGAAGAGUGGGCACAGCAUGAGGACUAUAUGACGCAGCUUUUGCUCAAGUUUGGUGACCGUGGGAUGUUGCAUCAACCUCAGCAGCCACCCCUAAAAUCACCCAGCCCUAGCAGUGAUAGAAGCAGGCUAUUGGGUGUAUCUGACCCCUGGCUAAAGCCCGACGCUACACCAGUGGGCAUUACUGCCUCUCCCACACCUGCAAGCCCCACCCAGAGCCAAACCUCGAAUCAAUCCCGAGCGAACAGCCCUGGACUGAUGAGCAAGAAGCACUUGCCUGAGAUGUACUGGGCCCAGUCACAGGAUGGGUUAGGAGACUCUGCUUAUGGCAGUCAUCCUGGACCUGCCAGUGCCCGGAAGAUCCAGGAGCUUGAGUUGGACCAGGAUCAGGGCCAGUCUGUGAAAGUAAGACCGGCGUACUGGCCAGACAAAAGGCAGUGGUACGAAGACUCACUAGAAUGUAUCGCUGAUGAGCUUAGGAAAGCUGAGCAAGGUGUUGGAGACUCCAUGGACUCCCUUGCACUCUCAAAUAUCACAGGUGCAUCAGUGGAUGCUGACGGCAGGGAACGACCUGUAGUCUAUGCCUAUGAAGUGCAAGGACCUUCGAUGGCAGAUGACUGUGAGAAGAUGAGCAACAUGGGAACCUUUAACUCCUCUCACCUCCACCAGAGCAACAAUUCUCUGAAUCGUAACACAGAAAAAGAAGCUGAAAAAGCCACACUGGCUACGAGGGAGGGAACGUCAGGAGGACGUCUUCCAUUGUCCCCACAUUCCGAUGGUCUUCCUCCCUGCUUUGUCCAUGCACCAGCUUUAAGGAGAAGCAAGUCUCAAUCCAGGCCUCCGCAGAUGGUGAAGUUCUCAGAAGAUACUGUCGACAAUGGAUACAAUGAUGAAUUUGAAGUAAAUAUUAGAAAGCACCCCAUGAGCGAGAAGCCACAGAGAAGGGCAUAUUGUUCAGAUCAGGUAAUGAGAGAAAGAACCCGCCCAACUAGUCACCAUGGGCGCAGCAGGCAACACCGCCGACAAGGCCGGCAUCACCGGAGUCGCAAGACUCGCUCAGACAAUGCCCUUCACAUGGUGCCUUUGGAGAGAGCACAGAGGCCAUAUGUGCCUCAGCAGCAGGGUCUAGUAAACCCUCCAUGUGGUGCCAUGCUCAUGCCGCAUCCCUCUCACAGGUUGCCGCUGGCAUACUCGCAAACUCGAUCCGACUAUAUGCUUGAGGGCUCAACGCAAGUGGACCCUCAAGUUGAGCAUUUCUUGGGUCUCUACAGAGAUGAGGACGACUGGUGCUCCACGUGUUCCUCCUCCUCGUCAGACUCUGAAGAGGAAGGCUACUUCCUGGGCCAGCCAAUCCCUCAGCCUCGAGCAGCUGGGCGCUACUACGCUGAGGACUACCCAACAAGGGUCACAGCCCUCUCUCCACACAGUCACGGGUCACAGACUGGUCGCAAAAAGACCCACCGCUCCAAAAACUGUAUCAUUUCCUAACAGUUCACAGGAUAUUUCCAUUCUACACUGCAAAGAGCUGAGCAGUACAGUCAGACGUUCAGAUCAGAGGGUUUACACAGAUCAAGUCUAGCUUUACGAAGGCUAAGCAAUGCAGGUGCACACACUGUUUAUGUCUCAACAUAAGGUGCAUGGCAACAAGUCAAGAUGCAUAUCCUGCUAUAUUGAUUGAAGGUCUGAACAACAUGGAAUCAGAAAAUCAUCACGUGUAAAUCUGUCCUAGAUUAUGGGUCUCAUUGAAUUUCAGCACAAUGAUUUAUAGCCUAGUGAAGUCGGAAUGCUCCUUUAGACAGCGCACACCAGAUUUACGGUGACGUUUGGCAAAGAAGAGACAUUACACUUUCAUUUCAACAUGUGUCAUGAAGAUUUCCUUAUGUUCAUUAAAAGGCUUGCAGCAGUAUCUUUGUGUGCAUUGAGACCAUUGAGGUCCAGUAGGAAAUGAAAACUAACAAAAUAAUUAUUUAAUGGAUAACAGUACCAAAUUAUAAUGUAUAUACUAAGUUAAGACUUUCAUACUGGUAUUUUUUAUAUCCAUGGUUUCAUGAAUACUUUUGAAGUGAGUUAUACAAAAAUAGUGGUUGUAUUGAACAAAUAGACAGUGUUAAUAUUUUCUCAGAAGAGUCAAGGAAGGUGACAGUUUGUGAACUAUGCUCUUUACUGUAAGGUGCCAUGAUACCCUGGAACAACGGCCAUUAUAACCAAUUCCACAAUACUCACUAUUGGUGUACACAGUAUAAAACUAAUGGCAGUGAGAUGCGCAUUUCCCAUAUUAAGCCCAGUCAACAUAACCAGCUAAAUGCUUUGUGAUGUAAAGCUGCUUGUAAUAAAAUACCUUUCUUUCCAAACAUGAGACUUGCUAAUUUCUUUAUAAAUCCAAGGUCAGUUUUUCUUUUCUUACUUUUUAACACCUGAAAUUUUCUCCAGCCUAAUUAGGUUUCAUGAUAGUCACAUUAAAGAUACUUUCAUUUCAUAUAAACCAUAAAAGAUCCAGCUCAUUUUCUAGCAUGCAUUUCAAGAUCUGAGGAAGUUAAUUAAGUAGGAGGAAGGAGGAACUUUUCUAUUAAACACAACCUUAAAAUAGCAUCUCAUACUUAUAUAUGCCUCAUUAAUAGAUUGAAAUAUUAUAAAAAGAUUGUAGAGAAGCUAAGUUCUGCAACCAUUAUCCCAAAGUCACCAAAAUAAGGUUAUAAUAAGGUUUGCUUACACUUUUUAAUAGAAGGACAUGUUAUAAAAUUGGAAGAAAGAAAACUUGUCAACACAAUGAAAAGAGCCCAACAGUCAAGACUAUAUAGUACAAAUUUAAACAAUAAUGCUGAACUGUUAUAAAUUUAGCAGCACCAAGUCAUAUGCAUGACAUUUACA